UUGACGUUUUGAUUUGUUGGAAGCCACACAGUGGUUGGGCAACUCACCCAGUCAGAUGGGCGGCAUAUAAAAAUUUUGUUGUUGUUAUUGUUGGUAUGUAACUGGAUCCCACCAGAAAAUAGCAGCAGUCUAGAAGUGCCCUUAAUUGUACCUAGUUUAGUUGUGCAUUGAGUCUUCCUGGAGAUGUUAUAAAUUUUCUUUAUUCUUUAUGUCUGCCUUCACAGGCAAUUUUCAAGGAAAAUGGACAGGACUGACAGCCUGCUGAUUAUUAUUGUUAAUAAAAGCAGAAGAGCUUUACACUGGGCUUCUUCAAGGGUUUUCUCAGUCUAAACCCAGAGCUAGUUGUAUUUUAGCCAAUGGCAGGUUAGAAUGUUAAAUAUACCUAUUAGCAGGGCUUUUUUCAGUUGGAACUCACCGGAAUUGCCAUUAUAAGAGAACAAGACAGGUGUUCAUGGUGAGUUCUGGCACCUCAUUUAUAGAAAAAUAGCACUGCCUAUUAGAUUUACCGAUGACACAAAAUGCAAAGGAGGGGAAUUAGAAUUCAGUAUAAUGUUGACAAACUUGAGAUUGUGGGGUUGAACACCGCAAGAUGAAAUUCAAUAAACACAAGAGUUCAUUCUGACUUGGCCAGGUGACAACUUAGGAAAAUAAAGGGAUAUUUCUAUUUGUCCAGGUUAGCCUGGGACAAAGCUUGCUUCUAUGAAAGCUUGUAAGGGAGCUCUCUAAAUUCAUUACCUUGACUUAUGAGAUGUUUAUGAAAUUCUUACUUUAUUUAUGCAUAGAGCCCCUCCGAAUGCUAUGUCUCAUCAAAUCCUAAUAAUAAUAACAAUAAUAAUAAUAAUAAUAAAUCCCACAUCAAUAUGACUGGUUUUACUAUUUAUGUAGGGUUGCCAUACGUAUGGGAAUUCCUGAACAUGUCCUCUUUUGGGUGUCCUACAUGCCCACCCAGGAGAAAUUUUACGUUUUAAAGCAAAUGGAUUUGGGUCGGUGGCUCUGGCGGAGGGGCUAUUGGCCGAUUGCCUUAAAAAAGCUCAACAACUUUUUGUGUCUGCAUUUUUACCUCUUGAAAUAUGGCAACCCUAAUUUCCGUAUUAAGUCUGACUUUUUCAGGGUGGGUAACUACAUUCUUUUAGGUGGUUUAUCUUUCAAACAAACCCAUGAGGCAGGCCUCUAUCUUUGCUAGUUACAGGUGGAGCAAUGUCUUAUUCAUACCCCAUACCCCAUAUCCUCACUCCUUCGUCAACCAAGCCAGACGGGGUACAAAUGAUAUAAUAAUUGUUGUUAUUAUUGUUAUUAUUAUUAGCUGCAGGGUGUAAGUUUCCCCCAGUCUCCGACUGGCUUCCAAACAGCUGGAGCCUUUUGAUAAGAUUUAUUGGCAGCCACCUGCUAACAGCUGCCUUGCAACACCUGGCUGUGUUCUAACUGAAAGGGAGGAACAGCUGCAGAAGAAUCUAGCAGGUGGAAAGGCUGGCUUGUCUUUCUCUUUCCUCCUGGCAUCAAAAGACACCCAGUGGAUGGGAACAGAUGGAGUUUUCAUUCCCAUGACUUCAUCCGUGUGGUCCUGCCCUGCAAGGAAAAGGAGAGCGAGAGCGAGAGAAACAGCUUGGUUGCAUCACUCUGCUGGGAACAGGGGCCAGGGCAAUGACUUGAGAGCUCAAGAAUGAAGCACAGAUUUCACACAAGCGUGGAGAGGAGAGUUGAUUUCGUUUCUCCUCUCCCCCCUUCCCUUCUUCAUGGUAGUUCUACAUCUAUAUCCCAUCAGUAAAUUCCCAGCAUUUCACUAAAACCUGACCCUAAAAGAAUGAGGAGCUGACGUCCCAGGCAAAACAGUCCUGUACAUCCACCUAAGAGUGGAAUAUCGACUGCUGCCCAUCUGAAGGUCUGCAGCUUCAUCUUUGCCUUGUUCUUGAGGAGCUUUUGCCAAGGCCUAAAUCCAGGAGUCUUGUCUCUAUAGAAACUACCAGUGUGCUUGUGUGCCGGAAGAUGGCUGGACCCCUCCUUUCCAGCUGUCCACUUCGAUUACUAGCCAUGGGGCUGCUAGCAAUGACUUUUUGUGCCAGCUCUAUGGAAACCGAAAAACAUGGAAACAGGAGGAGUCAGGAGAAGAAAUCCGGAUGGAAUGACUCUCUCGCGGGACAAAAAACAAGCAGCCCUCCCUUGUCAUCAUCCAAUGACCCGGAAACUGCUGCAGGAAAGAUUCGCAGGGAUGAAUCCCGGGCUGCUUGGAUGCUUCUUAUGAACAACGGGGUGAACAAUAAAAAAAGAAGCAAAAAUAAAGCCAAAAAGUUCAAGUUUGGCAUUCCAGGACCCCCUGGUCCACCAGGACCCCCUGGAGCCUUAAUCACCCAGGAGGAGCUGCUGAGAGAAUUCAGAUUGCUGCUUAAAGGUGUGAUCAGGGAACGGGAAAGGAUCAGUCAGAAAGCCUGUGACAACUGCCAAGAAGACGACGACGACAGGUCCAGAGAAGAUAACUUUCUGGCCCAGAUUAGUGGACCACUUCUAGAAAGCAGGGAGCAUGGGCGAGUGCAGGCAGCUUUCCAUUGUCGGACCCGGAGAAACAUUUCAAUUGAACGGCGGUCGUUGCAAGAACUUCAGUUCUAUUACAUACCUAAAAAAGAAGAGAUGUUCCACCGUGGCCUAGGGCUAAACCUUAACAAUGGACAAUACAUAGCACCUUUCAGUGGAUACUACAUCUUCACUGCCACGUUGCAUAUUGUUCCAGAGGUUCAGCUAAAGAAGAACCAGCCCCGCACCCGCGAACGCCUGCGCUUGCUGAUCUGCGUCGAGUCCCUCUGCCGACAGAACAUUUCUCUGGAAACAGUGAGCAGGUUGGACAGAAACAACGAACAUUUCACAAUUUCAAUCCAUGGAAUUCUAUUCCUGCAGGCUGGCCAGUAUGCUUCAGUUUUUGUAGACAAUGCAACAGGAUCCACCCUCACUGUUCGAAGUGGGUCUGACUUUGGUGCUGUCCUCUUGGGCAUUUGAUCGGCCCACAUUCAACUAUUCUGAAGGUGAACCCUUGCUUUUCAUAUGCUACAUUUCUCUCAUUCAAUCAAGUGCCUGGAGCUGGUAAGCACCAGAACAAAGCACAAUAGCUGUUGAUGCAAAGCUAGCAAACCUCCACUGCUGUUUACUGGUUAAGCAUACCAAGGUGAAGAAUUGGAUUUGAGAAAAAUGGCCCAGCAUCUAGUAAAACUGAUUAAAAGGAUGCUGAACCAACUUAUAAAAGGAAGCAUCAAGUGUUAACGGGGUUGAUGCAACUCACCUAGGAGUUCCUCCUAUUCCUGAAUGUCUGUUGUUUGAUGCUUAAAAUUAUGCAAUCUGUUUGCAGUGGUUCUCAAAAACUAGGUUCUUCAUGGAAGCAUACAUGCUGUUUUGUGCUCAACAGAAAAGCCUUAGCAAAGGAUUAUAUAUUUUUUGGAAUAUCUUUUACUAUCUCAUUGGUUCAUAGGUCUUCUAAGUUAAAAGUGCUAACUUUUGUUGAUUUUCUGCCUGUCUGGUGACUUCCUCAACCACAAACAGAAUUUGCCUAUUGCUUUGUGCUGCAUGGUGCCCAAUAUCCAUUGCUAACUUUCAAUUAACGGUGGGUAGAUUGGCUACCAUAUUUAGAGCAGGGUUUUAAAAAGAAAGAGAAGAGAUGGUAGGCUAUUUAUUGAGCCCACUGUUAGCCAGAGGCUUUCUAUUGCCUUAGGUCAAUUAGAUUGCACUGCCCGUUUAGCAUGAAGCCCAAUGGACAGAGUGCCCAGCUUUAGUGCCACUUAUUUUGAACCUAACUACGUGACGAGGGAAGAGAUGGUUAUUUCCAUUUCUUAGUAACUGUCCUUAUUUUCUCUGAGGCUGUGUACACCCUAAAGUACGAUAUCCAAGAAUUGCGAAUGCAGCACCACCCUCUUCUACUAUUACUGUAACCUUGGGCACGUAGGCAGGCAUUAGAAUCGCUCCUGUGUGUGUUUUUUAAGUGUGUGGGAUGAACACAUACCCUUAUCUAUUUUAGCCUGAGAAGUUACUUGUGUAACAGGUUGCCCCAGCUGCUCUAUUUUAUAUAAUCAGUCCCUGCAAGUCAUCGUGGAAAUUUUCAUAAGGGAGUACCACCUCUGCUUCAACAAGAUUUGUUUCUUCGAUAAUUUCUUACAAGAUCAGUUUAAAUAGAUCAGUUUAAAAUAGGACAGUUCAGAAGGCAGAAAGCCAUGUUUCAGUCAGUACAUAGUGCUGUGGAAAAACUCACUGCAUCAAGAAAUCUAGCAAGGCAAGGAGGAGUUCUUGAUACCUGGAUCUUUCUACAUGCAAGGAUUAGUUUUAAUAUAGAGUAACACUGACAAAUAAGCUGUUCUCCCCUUGCCCUUCAUUCCUUUUUCCUCUCGAAGAAUAAGGAACAGGGAAAGUUUAUUUCCCUCAAAGCCAAUAAAAUUCUUAAGAGGCAGAGCAUACUGAAAAGGAUUCUGGGCAGCCAAAUAUUAAGUUGUUAGAUUUCAGAAAAGGCAAAUUCUCAGUAAACUGUAUACACCCACCCGUUUCCACUUUGGAAAUGCCACACGGCCUGAUAAGGCCAAGGUGGUGCCCUGCCCUGCAGCACAAUCAGCAUUAGCCUUCCCACUGAAGCUUCUAUUAUAAGCAGGUCUAUUUAUUGCACUAUAUUAAGAAAUAUAUUUAUGCACUUGCUGUUAAAUGCAUUUUAUUUACUUAGAGAAGGAAUAUACAAAAUAACCAAGGCUGUAAGAGAAAAAUGUUUUUUAUAGACUUGCGAUACAGAAUAGUGCAGGAGGUUACACGUACCACACACCCUUAAUUUUAGAGCUGUUCUUGCAUUCUCAGACGUCUGUUUAUCUUUCGUUCUGAUUGGCUGAGUGUAUGUGCAUGCACUGACACAAACUGUUGCACCAUGGUGUACUUUCUGUAAAUUAUAAUGGAUUGUUUUCAAGACAGUUUCUAAUUAAAGAAUAUAUGCUUUCCCUUGUA
Messenger RNA from Podarcis muralis (Common wall lizard), 4956 nucleotides. It is a transcript of the gene ERFE, whose product is annotated as erythroferrone. Gene Ontology annotation, biological process: positive regulation of insulin receptor signaling pathway; negative regulation of gluconeogenesis; positive regulation of D-glucose import across plasma membrane. Gene Ontology annotation, molecular function: hormone activity. The record is from RefSeq and is a predicted model, not a curated record. Lineage: Eukaryota; Metazoa; Chordata; Lepidosauria; Squamata; Lacertidae.